AUGGGCGAAAUUUCACUCGUAGGAGGAAUCACAAAAAAAACUCCAUUCAGUGCUGCACCAAUGUUUUGGCCAAAAAAACCUGAGCAAAAUGCAAUGAUACAUUUGCUUAUAUCCGAUUACAUUGCUAACGCAUUACUUUAUCAUGCUUUCUCGGAACAUUUGUUACAGUUUGUCGUGGACGAUCAAACAAUUUCAUCUUUAGGCCCGUUGCUACGUACCUCAUGUACAACUGGAAUUUGUUUUGCUGACUUGAUACCCCAAAUAGCUGAACAGUUUCCUGAUAGCAAAGUGCGACUCAUUUUCACGCCUACUCGACCUCCUGUAGUGCUAUUUCAAGCGAAACAAGGCGGUGGAUUAAUGGUUAAUAUAAACGGUUUGGUAUUCAUGUACAUUGUAGAAUCCAAUCAAAGAAGCCGUCAAGCGGCAGCAUUUACUUUGGAUAUUGUUGCAAGCAUACAUUUACAUGUGGAGAAUAAUACAUUACUUGGAAGGACAUCAGUGGAGAAUUUUCGAUUAAAAAACAAAUAUGGAUAUAUUAAUAUAAGUGAUGAUGAAUUAUCUGACAUUGCAUUACUAAGUUCCGAAAUGCUUCAACGUUUCAUCAACGAUUUUUUACGUGGUGGAUUUCCGAUACCAAUACCUAAAGUUUUACGAAUAAACAUCACUCAACUACAAAUCCUUGAUCGGAGCGUUUUCAUAUCUGCAGAUUUUGACUUAGAUCGAAGGCGUGUAAGCAACCUUGCAUUAGAAGCAUUUGCAAAUACCAAAUAUUUUCCACGUAACGUGCACAUGCGCAAUAGUUGA
Molecule: messenger RNA, 804 nt
Organism: Acanthocheilonema viteae
Lineage: Eukaryota; Metazoa; Nematoda; Chromadorea; Rhabditida; Onchocercidae
Source: the annotation of a GenBank genome assembly